Molecule: messenger RNA, 625 nt
Organism: Nematolebias whitei (Rio pearlfish)
Lineage: Eukaryota; Metazoa; Chordata; Actinopteri; Cyprinodontiformes; Rivulidae
Gene: tma7
Product: translation machinery associated 7 homolog
Exons: 4
Coding region: 114-308 (64 amino acids)
Source: RefSeq, a predicted model, not a curated record
GGGAUUCUGUUUCCGGGGUCCUAGCAGUGCGUAUUAAAGUGACAGAUAGCUGAAUUUGCUGAGUUUGACAUUACAUUCAUUUAAUUUAUUCUCAGUUUAAACCAGCUUUGAACAUGUCUGGUAGAGAAGGAGGCAAAAAGAAACCCUUAAAGGCACCCAAGAAACUGUCCAAAGACAUGGAUGACGAGGAUGUUGCCUUCAAACAGAAACAGAAGGAUGAGCAGAAAGCCAUGGAGGCGAUGAAGGCCAAAGCAUCAGGGAAAGGACCUCUAGCCAGUGGCGGGAUCAAGAAGUCGGGAAAGAAGUGAACUCCUGAAGACAAUUGUUUGUUCCCUGUUUGACUCCCUGUUUGUGUAAAGCCUUCAACUGUGCCGUUAAAUAAACAUGAACCCACUGGCGCUGCACUCCUCCAGCUCUGUCCGUGAAUCAAAUCAUCGCUUAGAGAAAACGGGAAAUGUUUCCAGAAAGACCAAUAACUCCCUUCUGCUGUAUAAUGGUAGAUUUCAGUUUUUGAUGUUUUAUAGUUUUAGUAAAAAUCUUCAAACCUGGAAUGGAAAUGAAAGUUUGAUGAUUUGAAAAUGGAAAGUAUGAAAUAAUAAUAAAAAAACAGAUUCUAACACACAAA